UAAUCUUCAUUUCACCUUAAAAAAACAGUGUUCAAAAUUGGGUUCCACAUUGCUUUAUUGCGUAGGUAACCAAACACUUUCUUUGCUAGAAAAAUAAAAACGAAGGAAAAAAAAGUGAGUGUUUCAGAGUUUCUCACUCACUCUCAGAAUUUGAAUUUGAGAUGAAUGUAUGAACUUUAAGGGUUCAUUGUUAGAAAGGUUUUGCUAUGGCAACAGCAACAUACCCACCACCACCACCUUAUUAUAGACUUUACAAAGAUUACUUGGAAAAUGAUGACUCUGCUCCAAAGCCUCCACUGCCAAUUGAAGGAACUUACAUUUGUUUUGGUGGAAAUUACACUACCAGUGAUGUUCUACCAAGCUUGGAAGAACAAGGGGUGCGCCAGCUAUAUUCUAAGGGGCCGAAUGUUGAUUUCAAGAAGGAACUGAGAUCACUUAAUAGCGAACUCCAACUACACAUUUUGGAGCUUGCUGAUAUUCUUAUUGAGCGGCCAUCCCAGUAUGCAAGAAGAAUCGAAGAAAUUUCGACUGUAUUCAAAAACCUACAUCAUCUUUUAAAUUCAUUGCAUCCUCAUCAGGCGAGGUCAACACUGAUUCACAUUAUGGAACUUCAGAUAAAGCGCCGCAAACAAGCCCUGGAGGACAUAAAGAGGAGGAGAGAAGUAGCUCAAAGAAUUCUUAACGAGUCCUUAGCAACACUCGAUGGUCAUUAGGGCAUUCUUAUACUUAAUCCGCUAUGCAAAAUAAUCUUAUGUGAAAUUUUUUUACCCUUAGUUUUGUUCCAAUGGUCAAAAGAUUGAAAUACUUGACUUAUGCGGUUUCCCUAAAAAAUGUCAUGUCAUAUGACUCUUCUUAAUGAAGGCGUUAGAUUUAGAAGCAUGUUUAUCGUAGUGUAUGGAGUCUGAUUGUUCUUUGAUUUAUGAGGUAAUAUAUCACAUGUUUGUUUA
Messenger RNA from Trifolium pratense (red clover), 947 nucleotides. Its product is annotated as mediator of RNA polymerase II transcription subunit 7b-like. Gene Ontology annotation, cellular component: mediator complex; core mediator complex. The coding region runs from base 207 to 713 and encodes 168 amino acids. The transcript is spliced from 6 exons. Gene Ontology annotation, molecular function: transcription coregulator activity. NCBI's taxonomy places the organism in Eukaryota, Viridiplantae, Streptophyta, Magnoliopsida, Fabales, Fabaceae. The record is from RefSeq and is a predicted model, not a curated record. Gene Ontology annotation, biological process: regulation of transcription by RNA polymerase II.